This is a messenger RNA of Vitis vinifera (wine grape), 1279 nucleotides long. RefSeq names its product nicotinate N-methyltransferase 1. NCBI's taxonomy places the organism in Eukaryota, Viridiplantae, Streptophyta, Magnoliopsida, Vitales, Vitaceae. Gene Ontology annotation, molecular function: S-adenosylmethionine-dependent methyltransferase activity; O-methyltransferase activity; protein dimerization activity. Gene Ontology annotation, biological process: methylation. Bases 1 to 1077 code for a protein of 358 amino acids. The record is from RefSeq and is a predicted model, not a curated record. The transcript is spliced from 3 exons.
AUGGAAGACGAAACCUUGGAGAGCCGAAAUCAAGCCAGAUUGGCUAUAUUGGAGCUCACCAACAUGAUCAGUGUCCCUAUGUGCCUCCACGCUAUCGUACGCCUCAACGUCCCUGAUGCCAUCUGGCAAGGUGGCUCCAACGCUCCCCUCUCCGCCUCCCAGAUCCUAACACGUGUCCUCCCCUCUGGUGAUCCCCACAAUCUCCAACGCAUCCUCCGCCUUCUCACCACUUACGGCGUUUUCGCCGAGCACCUCCUAACCGACCCCUCCUCCGACCAAGUCCUUCGGAAAUACUCCCUCACCGACAUCGGAAAAACGCUGGUCACCGAUGCGGACGGCCUCUCCUACGGAGCGUAUGUGCUGCAGCACUACCAGGAGGAGUUGAUGACAGCGUGGCCAUUGGUUCACGAGGCCGUUGUGGACUCCACCACCGAGCCCUUCGUCAAAGCCAACGGCGAGCCGGCCUAUUCUUACUAUGGUAAGAAACCAGAGAUGAACGAUCUGAUGCAGAGGGCAAUGUCGGGGGUAUCCGUGCCCUUCAUGAAGGCUAUUUUGAACGGGUACAAUGGGUUUGAUGGAGUGCAACGAUUGGUGGACGUUGGUGGGAGUGCAGGGGAUUGUCUGAGGAUGAUCUUACAGAAACACACAAAUAUUAAGGAGGGGAUAAACUUUGACUUGCCGGAGGUCGUAGCCAAGGCCCCAAACAUUCCCGGUGUGACCCACGUUGGAGGUGACAUGUUCAAAUCUGUUCCUGAUGGCGAUGCUAUCUUUAUGAAGUGGGUGUUGACAACUUGGACUGAUGAAGAAUGCAAGCUGAUCAUGAAGAACUGCUACAAUGCACUACCGGUGGGUGGAAAGAUGAUAGCCUGCGAGCCAGUGCUGCCAAAGGAGUCAGACAAUAGUCUUAGAACACGAGCCCUCUUGGAAGGAGACAUCUUUGUCAUGACAAUCUACAGAGCCAAGGGUAAGCAUAGGACUGAAGAAGAAUUUAGGCAACUGGGUCUCUCUGCAGGUUUCCCCCAUUUACGAGCAUUCUAUAUCGACCAUUUCUAUACUGUCUUAGAGUUCCAAAAGUGAUUUCCAGAAGUAAAAUUCAACACCCAAGGAAAUGGAAUUCUCACAUUGGGAGGCCCUAAUCUGUUGCUCAGAUUAAUAAAUCAUGCAUAUUGUGCAUCGAAACAUUGCAGUAACUGUGGUAAGAUGGGGUCAUUUGUAGUUAUUUAUCAAUUUCAUUACUUGAGCCUUAAUUAAAGAGAUAGCUAGAAGCUCCUCUUUUAGA